AUGUACAGCAUGGACGCGUUCAUGGAGUUUGAGCGCGAGCUUGCGAAGAAGCGCCGGGCCGAGCAGCCUCCGCAGGCGCCCAAGACGCUGCGCCUCGAGCCGCCCGUGAAGCCCCAAGACGACGAUUGCUGCAACCUCAACUGUCCCAACUGCGUGCUGCUCGUGUACCAGGAGCAGCUCAUGGAGUACGAGGACAGCGUGCGCUGGAGCGAGAUGGGCGACCAGGCGACGCUGCCGCCGCCAUCGCCCGUCGACACCAUCCUCACGAUGGCAGAGACGACGAGCCUCGAAACACUCGACGUCGCGUAUCUACCACGCGACGUGGCGCUGCUGCCCGUGCGCAUCAAUACCGAGCUCGGCUCGCCCCGCGUUCGCCACAUUGAAGUCGACAUUCGCACGCCGUACGAGACAGCCGACAACCUCGUUGUGCACAUGCGCAACGCGGACAGCGCGGUCGCCGCCUGUGCGACGCGGCUCAGCGUGAGCCUGGACACCGUGCUCCGCGUCGAUGCCUGCGCCAACCUGCCGCCGACCUACCUCGGAGCUUGGACGACAGUCGCGACCCUCCUCACGUGGGCCGUGGACUUGACGUCGCCGCUGCGGCCGCGCCAUUUGCGCUUGCUGGCGGCGUACGCUGGAAACGCCGCCGACCAAGCAGCAGUGCUGGCGCUGGCGCAGGCAUGGGCCAACGACGGCGACGCCCCGAACGUGGUCGAUCUGCUGUCGCAGUUUGCGUCGAUGUCGCUGUCCCUCGACGCCCUUCUUGCCGUGGCGCCAUCGCUGCCCGCGCGGCAAUACACGAUCGCAUCCUCGGCGGCGGCGCAGCCGUCAACGCUCGCGGUCGCUGUGAGCCUCAAGUCGCGCGGCCGUUGCGCUAUGUACAUGGCAGCUGCGUCGUCGCACCUGUUUGGCUACGUCAAGCGCUCGGGCUUUAGCGAGCAGCUGCAUUCAAACGCACCGCUGCUGUGCAUUGGCACGGGCACGGGGAUUGCGCCGUUCCGGGCGAUCGCACAGGAGCGACUCCAUGACAGUAUUACGCGUAAAUGGCCACCGAUGGUGCUCUUCCACGGGUCCCAGCGCCGCGAUAUGGACUGGCUGUAUCACGCCGAGUUGGAAGCGGCAGCGACGACCGGUGUCCUCGCUGGGUACUACCCCGUCUUCUCGCGCGACCCAAGCACGGAAAAGCAAUAUGUGCAAGAUGCGUUGGUUGCCCGCGCCAGCCUCGUGGCCAAGGCUCUGGUUGACGACAAGGCGACCGUUUGCGUCUGUGGGUCCUUGGCCAUGGGCCGGGACGUCAAGCACGCGCUCGUGGCCUGCCUCGUGGCCGCCAACGGCUGGACGGACGACGCCGCCAAGGCGUUUAUCUCGCGCCUCCAAGACGACGGCAAGUACAUAGCCGAGGUGUGGUAA
Molecule: messenger RNA, 1410 nt
Organism: Saprolegnia parasitica CBS 223.65
Lineage: Eukaryota; Oomycota; Saprolegniomycetes; Saprolegniales; Saprolegniaceae
Exons: 3
Coding region: 1-1410 (469 amino acids)
Cellular component (GO): cytosol
Molecular function (GO): NADPH-hemoprotein reductase activity; FMN binding; flavin adenine dinucleotide binding
Source: RefSeq, a predicted model, not a curated record